Pteronotus mesoamericanus is the source of this 1599-nucleotide messenger RNA. It is a transcript of the gene TRMT2B, whose product is annotated as tRNA methyltransferase 2 homolog B. Lineage: Eukaryota; Metazoa; Chordata; Mammalia; Chiroptera; Mormoopidae. Gene Ontology annotation, biological process: RNA processing. Gene Ontology annotation, molecular function: RNA methyltransferase activity; RNA binding. The record is from RefSeq and is a predicted model, not a curated record.
AUGGCCCGGCGGGCACCUGGGUGGAGCCGCGCGUCUCACUGCCCCCUCCCGGUGUUUUUGUGGUUGGCAGGUAUAAAGAGAAGAGUCCCAGUACACAACCUGAGAUGAUUUCUCUCCAGAGUGGGUUUCUUCUCCAAACUACUGCUCUCCUGGUGUUCCAAAAAACCUCCAAGUUGGUCAUAGCUCUUCUUGGGCUCAUAUGAGGGAAACUUCACUCAUGUGAUCACCUAAAAGUGUCAAAGAGGACAGAAAAGUCAGAAGAAACCAAGCCAUCUUGGACCACUAGAUAGUUCCUGGCAGGAAAGGCUGGCCGAUGUUGUGACAUCACUCUAGAGGCUGAGCUAUGAAGAACAGCUCAAGCCUGUCAUCAAUGGGUACUGAAAUAAGCCAUCCACCUUUUCUGUGAACCAAGUUCCAGAUGGCAAUCCAAAGAUGGUGGGUUACUACCUGGGAACUUAGAGAGAUGGAAACAUCACCUGUGUACGGUCUAACCAUCUGAAAAACAUCCCCAAGAAACACAGUGAAGUGGCACAGUACUAUGAAUUAUUCCUUUGACAGUCUGCAAUGGAGCCCUGCCUCCUGUUUCACGAAGGUGGACACUGGCGUGAGCUCACUGUCCACACUAAUAGCCAAGGGUACACAAUGACCAUCAUUAUUUUCCAUCCCCUGGAAUUAAAGCAAGAGGAGCUCUGUGUUCAGAAGGAGGCUGUAAAGGAGUUUUUAAUCAAAGGGCCAGAAGUAGUUUGUGACUUGACAUCACUUUACUUUCAGAAAAGCACCAUGACUCAUUGUAUCCAUCACCAGCCCACCUUCCAGCUCCUGUGUGGGGAACCUCAUAUCUUCUAAGAAUUCUUGGGCUUGAAGAUCGGCAUCUCUUCAGAUGCCUUUUUCCAGAUUAACACUGCUGGUGCAGAGAUGCUGUGUUGGACUGUGGAGAAGCUGAGUGGAGUGAACUCUAACAUCAUCCUCCUUGACAUCUGCUGUAGAACUGGGAAUGUUGUUGGUCUUCCUCUGGCUCAGUAUACCUCCAAGGUCCUUGGACUUGAGUUGGUAGAGCCGGUGGUAGAGGAUGCCAGGUGGACUGUAGCCUUCAAUGGCAUCACCAACUGUGAAUUCUGUGCUGUUCAAGCAGAGAAGAUUAUGCCAUUGCUCAAGUCAAAGGCAGAUGAGCAGCUAAUUGUUGCUGUGGUGAACCCAGCCCAGGUGGGACUGUAUUACAAGGUGGAUCAAGCCAUUUGAAACUCCAGGGCCUUCUGCACAUUAAUUUUUACUUCCUGUAAGCCUCAUAGUGAAACAACAAAGAACAACUUUGAUCAAUUCCCACUCUGUUGUCCAUGAAAUUCAGCUAAGAAGCUUCUUGGUGAGCCUUUUGUGCUGAGACAAGCUGUGCCUGUGGAUCUGUUCCCCCAUACCCCACACAGCGAGCUGGUGUUCUUUCCUCAAUAAUCAGCCUGCUACAAGACAGUAGGCUCUUUUUUAAGGCUGAAAUUUCAUUAAUUUCCAGGUUGGGCACAUUGUUACAUUCCAGAUCCUGAGAGCAUUGCUGGGGAAACCGAUCUUUGGAUCAUGAGCAGGAAGAAUAUAGUAGGCCUUCCUACA